AAGGCUGGUGGGCAGAAUUUAAGAAAUAGGGUAAAUUGACAUGAUGUUACACACUCUUGUACAGUAGGUGGCAGUAUGCACCUUAAAGUUGUUUGCGAUCCGCCAGUAAACCGAGAGAACAAGAAGAUCAGCACUUGUUUCCAUCUCCAGUCGGACAUAUUAUUUCAGAGCACAAUAUACAGAAUCAGCAUGGAGGAGAGUGCACAGCGAAUAUUGGAGUAUUUGACGGAGGUAGAGGUUGCGGCAGAAGAUAUACUUACUGACAAACAACAGAUUGUGGAUCUGGACCUGCGGAGAAACCGGAAUCGAGAGGCACUCAACGCUUUACGCAACCAUUCAACAAACGGCAAUGUUAAGGUGUGUUUUGGAAAUAUGUUCAUCAAAUUUCCCCAAGAGAACACCAGAUCCAUGAUCCUUAAAGACCAAGAGCAGCUUGACAAGGAAAUAAACGACAUCCGCAAACGUCUAAAAGCAAAAGUAAAUCGCCUCAAUGAGAUACAAGGUAAGCCUGAACUGAGAGGAUACAAUCUUGCCCCUUUGAGCAAUGACGAGAUUAAGGCAAUUAACAGUGUCCUUAAGAAAUGAUAUUUACUGACUCCUCAGUCUGUGCUGACUCUGAGGGGAACACAUACUUGGACUGAACUGUUGUGUGCAUUGGAACUCUGCAGUGUCUGCAAAUAGCCUAUGAUGUUGCAAACUCAAAAGGACUAAACAAGUAUUUUUUUCUUGUGUUUCAUAAGGAAGGCUUUAAUAAUGUGAAAGCUUACACAUACUGACUUUAUUGAUCAGUGCCUACCUGCUUUUUGUGGUCAAUUAUAUAUAUAUAUAUAUAUAUAUAUAUAUAUAUAUAUAUAUAUA
This is a messenger RNA of Myxocyprinus asiaticus (Chinese sucker), 858 nucleotides long. It is a transcript of the gene pdrg1, whose product is annotated as p53 and DNA-damage regulated 1. Lineage: Eukaryota; Metazoa; Chordata; Actinopteri; Cypriniformes; Catostomidae. Gene Ontology annotation, biological process: protein folding. The coding region runs from base 76 to 585 and encodes 169 amino acids. The record is from RefSeq and is a predicted model, not a curated record. The transcript is spliced from 5 exons. Gene Ontology annotation, cellular component: prefoldin complex.